Molecule: messenger RNA, 555 nt
Organism: Sturnus vulgaris (Common starling)
Lineage: Eukaryota; Metazoa; Chordata; Aves; Passeriformes; Sturnidae
Gene: TRAPPC3L
Product: trafficking protein particle complex subunit 3L
Biological process (GO): Golgi vesicle transport
Cellular component (GO): TRAPP complex
Source: RefSeq, a predicted model, not a curated record
ACAAGCAACAUGUCUCGGUCACCAGGAAGAAAGCAGGAGAACCACAAAAUAAGCAAAGAACUUUUUGUACUCACAUAUGGGGCUUUGGUAGCCCAGCUGUGCAAGGACUAUGAAAAAGAUGAAGAUGUCAAUGCCUGUUUGGAUAGAAUGGGAUACAGCAUUGGUAUAAGGCUGAUUGAUGACUUUUUGGCUCGUUCAGCUGUGAGAAAGUGCCGCAGUUACUCUGAAACUGCAGACGUGAUUGCACAGGUUGCUUUCAAGAUGUACCUUGGGGUCACCCCUAGUGUGAGCUGCUGUAGUGCCGCAGGGAACGAAUUCUCCUUAAUCCUGGAUAAAAACCCACUAGUGGACUUUGUGGAGGAACUGCCAGCUGAACGAGCAUCACUUUGCUAUUGUAACCUCCUCUGUGGGGUGAUUCGAGGUGCCUUGGAAAUGGUUCACUUAGCAGCAGAAGUUUCCUUCCUCCAGGACAGGCUGAAGGGCGAUGCUGUGACAGAAAUAGGAAUUACAUUUUUAAGGAAGCCUGAAGACAGAAAGAACAGAAGGAAUAAAUGA